Molecule: messenger RNA, 4357 nt
Organism: Nothobranchius furzeri (turquoise killifish)
Lineage: Eukaryota; Metazoa; Chordata; Actinopteri; Cyprinodontiformes; Nothobranchiidae
Gene: ano5a
Product: anoctamin 5a
Biological process (GO): chloride transmembrane transport
Cellular component (GO): plasma membrane
Molecular function (GO): protein dimerization activity; chloride channel activity
Source: RefSeq, a predicted model, not a curated record
CCCCCCUCACGCACGCCUCCCUCCGGGCAGAUGAGGCUUAGCGGUGAGCGGUCAGUGGGUGAAGCAGGGCGGCCUGUCGAGUCAGCUAUCUGGGUAGCUGGGAGGGACGAUCCCGGCGCGGAGCGGAGCGUUACCAUCGUGGGAAAACAACAACAGUUACCGGGAACGGAGACGGUCUGGUCACACGGCAGCCUCAACAUGCACCGAAUAACGGGGAAAUCUGGAGAGGACAACUUAAUAAUAGAAAUGAGCCCGACGGACUCCUUCAACGAUGAUUUGAAUGGCUGUAACCAGCAUGCUUCAGGAUCAGCGUUUCCCUACACACCCGACGUGUGUGUGGAGACGUGUGACUCUCUGAACACCAGCCUGGCCUCUCUGGCCCCCUCCGACCAAAGUGACGGUCCACAGUACAGGUCUCAGUCUUUAGAGCAAAUCAGUUCUUUGACUGGGCUUUGGAAAAAGCGGGCACUAUUCCUGAAGUAUCGUUCCAGGAUUGACAAACAACAGCAGAGUAAAGACUCUGUGUUCUUCCGAGAUGGAGUACGGCGGAUUGAUUUUGUCCUCUCUUACGUGGAUGAAAAAGAUGGUGAAAGAAAACAGGAGAGGAGACGGAUCUAUGAAGACAACUUGGUGAAUGUUGGCCUGGAACUGGAAACAGAAAGCAAAUCAGAGUCUGAGGAUGGAAAGACCUACUUUGUGAAGAUCCACGCUCCAUGGGAAGUUUUGUCCACCUACGCUAGUGUGUUGAACCUCAAGGUCCCGUUCAAAGUCGACGACACGCUGGAUGAGAAAACAGAAAUGCCCAUGAGCUGGCUGGCCACGCCUUUCCGUCUGCCCAAGGACAUCAUGCACCCUGAGCCUGAUUAUUUCACUGCUCCUUUCAACAAGGACAAACCUGACUUCUUCCUCAUCAACGACAAAGACACAUUCUUCCCUCCCUCAACUCGCAACAGGAUAGUGUACUAUAUCCUGUCCCGCUGCUCCUACACCGGGGAGGAAUGUGCAGAUAAAGACAAGAAGGGAAUCAAGAGGUUGCUGAACAACAGCACCUACACUGCUGCUUUCCCUCUUCAUGAUUCGAGAUACUGGACAAGAUCGAAGGAUGCUAACUGUGAAAGUGAAAGAUACACUCUCUACAAAUACUGGGCGAAAUUCCUCUGCUUUUUCAAGGAGCAGCCCCUCGACCUCGUCAGAAAUUAUUACGGAGAGAAGAUUGGUAUUUACUUUGCUUGGCUUGGUUUCUACACCGAGAUGCUGCUGUUCGCCGCCGUCGUCGGAACCAUCUGUUUCCUGUACGGAUUCCUCACCUUUGACGACAACGAGUGGAGUAAAGAAAUAUGUAACGAGAAGAUUGGAGGGAAUAUUGUCAUGUGUCCUCUUUGUGACAAGAAAUGUAGCUUCUGGAAACUCAACACGACGUGCAACUCGUCGUGGCAAUCUCACCUGUUUGACAAUGUAGCAACAGUGUUUUUUGCCAUCUUCAUGGGAAUUUGGGUGACGCUGUUUCUGGAGUUCUGGAAGAGGCGGCAGGCCCGACUGGAGUACGAGUGGGAUCUGUUCGACUUUGAGGAGGAGCAACAGCAGCUGCAGCUGCGUCCAGAGUAUGAAGCCAAGUGUACCAAGCACGAGAAGAACCCCAUCACUCAGGAGCAAGAGUUGAUACUUGAGAGAACUGCAACAGGUUUAGCGGGGAACAUUUUUCUGUGCUGGGUCGCAGUGAUCUUCUGGAUCUCAUUGAUCAUUGCCUGCAUCAUUGGGGUGAUAGCGUACCGCCUGGCGGUGUACGCAGCCUUUGCUAGUAUCAUGAAGCAGAGUCCCACCAACCACCUGGAGGUGGUCGGCCCUUACAUCACACCCCAGCUGGCCACAUCUGUCACAGCCUCUUGCAUCAACUUUGUCAUCAUCAUGAUCCUCAACCUCAUGUAUGAGAAAGUGGCUAUCUGGAUAACCGAUAUGGAAAUCCCAAAGACUCACCUGGAGUAUGAGAACAAGCUGACCGUGAAGAUGUUCCUCUUCCAGUUCGUCAACUACUACUCUUCAUGCUUCUACGUGGCUUUUUUUAAGGGCAAGUUUGUCGGCUACCCUGGAGAUUACGCUUAUAUGUUUGGCAAGUGGAGCAAACUGAGGAAUGAAGAGUGUGACCCUGGCGGCUGUCUGAUUGAAUUAACAACCCAGCUGGUGAUUGUGAUGACCGGCAAACAGGUGUGGGGCAACAUCCAGGAAGCUCUGGUGCCGUGGAUGAUGAACUGGUGGGGCAGCAGGAAGGCUCGGAACCACCCAGAGAGUCUGUACAGUCGCUGGGAGCAGGACCACGACCUGCAGGGCUUUGGACAGCUGGGCCUCUUUGAUGAGUACCUGGAAAUGGUGAUCCAGUUUGGUUUCAUCACACUCUUCGUGGCCUCCUUCCCCUUGGCGCCCCUCCUGGCUCUCAUCAACAACAUCAUUGAGAUCAGAGUGGAUGCCUGGAAGCUCACCACUCAGUUCAGACGUCCUGUGGCAGCCAAGGCCCACAGCAUCGGAGCCUGGGAGGAAAUCCUCAAUGGGAUGGCUGUCCUCUCUGUUGUCACGAAUGCAUUUAUUGUGGCCUUCACCUCUGACAUGAUUCCUCGGUUGGUGUACAUGUAUGCCUACCAGCCAGAUGGAGAGCUGAACAUGAAGGGUUACAUAAACAACAGCCUGUCUGUCUUCAACAUCUCUGAGAUCCCACUGGAGAACAGGCCAGAGGAGGAAGAGAACCCUUCCUGGUUCAACAGCUCCAUCACAACCUGCAGGUAUCGUGAUUACCGCUACCCCCCAGGACAUGAGAAGCAGUACUCCCACACUAUGCAGUUCUGGCAUAUUCUGGCUGCUAAGCUGGCUUUUGUCAUUAUUAUGGAGCACGUUGUUUUCCUGGUCAAGUACUUCGUGGCCUGGUUGAUUCCUGACGUUCCUUCUGACGUAAGGGCACGGAUCAAGAGGGAGCGCUAUCUGGUCCAGAAGGAGCUCCACGACUAUGAAGUGGAGAAGCUGAAAAUCCAGCUCAGCCAUCAGAACCACCAGGAGUGCACGUGCACACCAGGGAUCUAUCCGUAUUUAUCCAAACAUGAGGUGCUGCCAGAAUUUUAGCACAGCGAUUCCGACACAGUGAUGUGUAAUCUGAUCCAGAACAUCACUUUGUCAAAUCACCUGUGACGUUGGAUGAAGAGCUUUACUCACUUCACAGCCAUAUAUUUUCUGUUUACUUGCUGACUUUGGAAAGGCUGAAAGACCAAGUCUCCGUGCAUGCAGGCACUUCAAGAUGCUUGAAUUUAGAUUUCUGUCUCAUUGAGAUGAAGUUGGUUCAACUUUACUGUAAGAAAAGAGGAAAUCUUCUACACUGAGUCUAAAUGAGAGGCCUCACAUAUUUAUUUAAAGUGCCACUAUAAGUAGCCAAAGACUGAACGCCUUGAAAAAUCACUUCUGCAAAUCAUGUUUUUUUUAACUUUGCAUUCAUGUUGUCAAAGGUUCUGCUGUGAUUUACAUCUGUUUAGCUUUGAGGUCACAGCAUUGAUUGGAAAGUAAUCUCAGAUUCUGUUUAAAUUCACUGACUGUUAUGGCAGGUUUGAUUAUGAAUAAUCCAAUCUGCUCAUGGCUUCAGCCAGCCCACAACCUGACCUGUGAAGUAGCUUUUUAAAACACGAUACAUCUGUGCUCCUGUUCUGACUGUGAGUAAGGACUUCUUUUGUGGCCAGUUGUUCAGCCGCAGCUGGUGCUUGUUGACCGUUUACCCAAAGAUGAGAGCUGAACACUCUCGAGCGACGACUCCUUAGUUUUUUAAUGUUCCUGUGGUUUCUGACACCUGUAGCUAACUGAACUGUGCUUUCCUCAGAUGUGCCUUUUAUACAAAAAGACACAUGUUUUAUUUCAUUUUGCACAAAGCACUUACAAGAGAUGAGGCUGUCCGACUAAAUAAGACGUCAAUAUGAAUACAGUUUCAUGUAUAUAAAGGAUGUUUAAUGCCACUUUGGCUUAUUGAAUAGACAUCUGUGGAGGUUUUAUGGAUUUUGAUUUCAUGUAGAGUAACAGAAAAAUGUGUUAAAGUUGUGAAAUGUUUAAAUGUGACCACAAGAUCACCUCGCUGUUCCAGUUUGCCUUAUCUGUGCCUUGUGCUCAGCUGACCUAAUGCCUUUUGAUGCCUUAAUAUAAUCGUAUUUUCUAUAACUUUACUUUUAUUUAACUUUUUUUUCAUGAGUAUGUUAUGCUGUCAGGCUUUAGUUACAAAAUGAAAGAAUAACCUGUUUACUGUAUGCUCAGUGGGUUUUUGAUGUUUUUAUUCAUUUAUGCUCUGCCUUUUUUGUAAUCCAAAACUAUAAUAUAAUAAAAGUAAGUCUCCACAUGA